AUCGCAACUAUUUGCGCAAUCGAUAUAGGCCCGAUACGAGUACACGAGUGGGGAGGUGGCAACAAAGUCGUGGAGGUUCCUAUUCGUGAACAUCACUGGCCCGGAGAUAUCACUGCGAAGCCACUCGCGUUAGUUUGUCGCGCUCCAUCGUCUAAAGCGGUCGCAGCGGAUAGCAGAGCAAUUUUCCUCGUUUAGGCUACCUACCUACGUCAACCAUGAGAAUUAAUUCCAUCGUACCCAACUUCAGCGCGGACACCACCAAGGGUCCCAUCGACUUCUACGAGUGGCAAGGAGAUUCAUGGGUAGUUUUGUUCUCCCAUCCUGCCGACUUCACCCCAGUGUGCACCACCGAGCUGGGACGUUUGGCAGUCCAUCAGCCCCAUUUCGAAAGUCGGAACACGAAACUUCUGGCUCACUCCGUGGACCAACUGCAGGACCACGUCGACUGGGUUAACGAUAUUAAAUCUUACUGCCGAGACAUCCCCGGCGCCUUCCCUUAUCCAAUCAUCGCGGAUCACGAUCGGACACUGGCGGUGAAAUUGGACAUGAUCGACGAGGACGGUAAGGACGACCCAGAAAAAGCCAUGACAGUUCGAGCGCUCUACAUCAUCAGCCCUGAUCAUCGUCUGCGUUUGUCCAUGCACUAUCCAACGUCCACUGGUCGCAACGUUGAUGAGAUACUCCGAGUCAUUGACUCGUUGCAGCUGGUCGAUAGGAAGCCAGAAAUUGCUACUCCCGCCAACUGGGUGCCUGGCGAGAAAGUGAUGAUUUUACCAACUGUAAAGGACGAAGAAAUCCCUAAACUCUUCCCUGGCGGUGUGGACAGAGUCACAAUGCCUUCUGGGAAGGUCUACGUGCGCACAACCACGGAUUAUUAAGCGAAAACAUGAUGAUUCCAAACACGAUCUUCGACUGAACGAAUAACGCAUCGAUCAUCGGUGAACGAUUAGCAAUUAAGUAACGCGUUGCCUUCCAUACUUUUUGUGAUGAUAUCGCUACAUCGCUGAUAAACACGAUUACGUAAGACACGGGUUUCCUGUAAAUCUGGUUCCGAUUUGAAAUUAGAGUACGCGCAACGAGACGGUGUCGAGUUUCGCACGAAUACGUGCGCACAAUAUUUACCGAAUUUAUUGUAGCCAGAUAACAUUUACUUUCGUUGGUGUGGCAAAUUUUGUAUCUAAAUAAAAAUUUCAAAUAUCGAGUAAAAGAUGAGAAAUAAAUAUUUUUAAAGACAAA
Hylaeus anthracinus is the source of this 1236-nucleotide messenger RNA. RefSeq names its product peroxiredoxin-6-like. The transcript is spliced from 5 exons. Bases 216 to 878 code for a protein of 220 amino acids. Lineage: Eukaryota; Metazoa; Arthropoda; Insecta; Hymenoptera; Colletidae. The record is from RefSeq and is a predicted model, not a curated record. Gene Ontology annotation, cellular component: cytosol; mitochondrion. Gene Ontology annotation, molecular function: peroxiredoxin activity. Gene Ontology annotation, biological process: cellular oxidant detoxification; cell redox homeostasis.